Molecule: messenger RNA, 1299 nt
Organism: Recurvomyces mirabilis
Lineage: Eukaryota; Fungi; Ascomycota; Dothideomycetes; Mycosphaerellales; Teratosphaeriaceae
Exons: 2
Coding region: 1-1299 (432 amino acids)
Source: RefSeq, a predicted model, not a curated record
AUGGAGUCUGCCAGGUUCUUUCAAUCUGGCGCCUUUAUUGCCCAGUCACAAGUCGACCACGUCACUGAUCCAGUAAUACAACCACCCAAGUACGAGAGCUUGUGGCCAGGCAGCGGCGAUGAGCCGUCUGAUGUCGCGACUGACUACGGAAUCCCUACGUACGCACCGCAAAACGACAUCAGUUCCAUCUUGCAUGACUACCAACAGGCAAUCGAUUACCGCCGUUUCAGUCAUGAGGUGGAUGAUGUCGCCAGUCAAUAUCUCACCUUGCCCUGGAGAGACAUACGUAGCAGGCACAUUCGGGUCCUUGGGCAAUCUCUCGGGACAGUGGUCUUCAAAAGAUCUUCAGGACACUCCGUACGACAUGAUCUCGAAGCGCCUGUGGCCAAAAGCAGCGCGUGUCCCAUCGCGUUUGCGAACCAUGUGCGUGAGCUCCUGGAUAUUGGACCAGAUCCUUGCACGAAGGACAGAGAGCGCAUUGCACGCUACACCGUCCAGCUCGCCUCGACCACGCUAUUCCCUUCACAAGCAGCCUUGGAUAUCCGCCUCGAUUGCGAUCGUUGGAAGCGAGAUAUCGAGAGAUUUCGGGGUCGUUGGCUGGAUCAGCCUAGAGAAGAGAUGUUAAAGUCUGGCAGAAGUCUUGAGAAGUUUCUGGCGAUCUGGCUAGAAAGUCUGGCGACUGAAAAACACUGGAUCGCUGUUCGCGGAGCAGUAGGGAACGUUCUUCAGUGGAGAAAGGCCGGUCACACGGUCACAAUAAGCGACGCCGCCUUUCCAAACAUCGUCGGAACUCUGGUCAAUAGUUACAUGCAGUCCUCGUUCUCUCACCUAUCGAUCUAUCGUACCGACGCUCAAACCAGUCGACAUGCCGGUCAGCUCUUCAUAGAGUACCUCGAUACCCUCCGGUCAUUCAUGUUACUUUGGAUGGACACUCUUGCUGAGGAAGACGCUCUGGCUAGAAGCCGCAAGAUAUUUUUUCGACUUGAUCCCUGCGCGAGAGCAAUAUAUCUAUACGCCAUGCUUUACAUAGCUUUUGAAGAGGAAUGGGGCGUAAAGACGCAUCUUGAACUUUUCGACAACUGCCUGUCUACGUUCACUCGAGUCGAAGGGGCUUUGAACGCCAUUGCUUUGAUUACGCUCAAGCACGCUGAAUUGGCCUGUUUGAGACAUCUCUACAUAGCAAUCUGUCAGCUUGGGCGAAUUAAGGAUUCUUCCAAGUGGAUGGCUGCCUGGGACGAUGUUCUGGCACUUGUGCGGCAUGAAGAGCGGGAUGUGUUCUCCCGUGACAGUACCUGGUAG